GGCGGACCGGUCAAGCCCGGGCGGAGACUGCUGUGUCCUCUAACUGGAGGCACCGACGCCGGGCCGGGAGCCCGGUGAGACCCCCGGGUGCAAGGGACGGAGGGUUCCCUGGGCCGUGCUCGGCGCGUGGCCUGUGCCAGUGUUCAGCUUUCUGACUGUACCGCUAGGCAGACGGCGGCGUGUUCCCGCAGGGUGCUCUGGAGGGGGUGCUCCCGGAGGGAGGGGUGCUCCCGGAGGAGUGGACCCAGGAAGCGUCCACAGGCUGCCUUCGCUUUCCGGGCACAUCUAGUACACUGCUCGGAGCCCAUUUCGUAAAGAAGUUGGUACAGAGACUAAGGGCCGUGCGCACGGUCAGCCAGCCGAGAAUCCAGGAACCGUGCGGACCGUGGGCGGACGCCAGACGUUUGGCCUCCUCGGGAGGGGCCUCUCAGCAGCAGCUGACCAGGAACAUCAGGCCCAUGCUGUUGCUGGCCCUGGCACCCAGGGCUUGGCUCAGGCUCCCUCAGCUCAAGCCCCUGGCCCUGCCUAGCACCCGGGGAGGUGAGUCCCUACACGUCAAGUGCCGGUUCUCGUCAAGGCAGAGCCCUGCAGGGACAGGCAGGCAGGGCCAGCCCCAGGGCCCUGGACUUCGAACUAGGCUGCUGGUCACGGCCUUGUUUGGUGCUGGGCUGGGUGGGGCCUGGCUGGCUGCAAGGGCUAAGAAGGAGCAGUGGCGCCAGCAGCAGCGGACAGAAGCCCUGCGCCAGGCAGCCGUGGGCCAGGGCGACUUCAGCCUGCUGGACCACCAGGGCCACGCUCGCUGCAAAGCCGACUUCCGGGGCCAGUGGGUACUGAUGUACUUCGGCUUCACACACUGCCCCGACAUCUGCCCAGACGAGCUGGAGAAGCUGGUGCAGGUGGUACGGCAGCUGGAGGCCGAGCCUGGCCUGCCCCCCGUGCAGCCUGUCUUCGUUACCGUGGACCCUGAGCGGGACAAUGUCGAGGCCAUGGCCCGCUAUGUGCAGGACUUCCACCCGAGGCUGCUGGGCCUGACCGGCUCUGCCGAGCAGGUCGCCCAGGUUAGCCGCAGCUACCGCGUAUACUACAGCGCUGGCCCCAAGGACGAAGACCAGGAUUACAUCGUGGACCACUCCAUCGCCAUCUACCUGCUCAGCCCCGACGGUCUCUUCACAGACUACUACGGCCGGGCCAGGUCAGCUGAGCAGAUUGCAGACAGCGUGCGGCGCCACAUGGCCACCUUCCGCAGCGUCCUGCACUGACCUGCAUUAAAGAGGGUGCUGUGGA
Messenger RNA from Diceros bicornis minor, 1284 nucleotides. It is a transcript of the gene SCO2, whose product is annotated as protein SCO2 homolog, mitochondrial. The record is from RefSeq and is a predicted model, not a curated record. Gene Ontology annotation, molecular function: copper chaperone activity; copper ion binding. The coding region runs from base 459 to 1259 and encodes 266 amino acids. Gene Ontology annotation, biological process: mitochondrial respiratory chain complex IV assembly; intracellular copper ion homeostasis. The transcript is spliced from 2 exons. Gene Ontology annotation, cellular component: mitochondrial inner membrane. Lineage: Eukaryota; Metazoa; Chordata; Mammalia; Perissodactyla; Rhinocerotidae.